Messenger RNA from Brassica oleracea var. oleracea, 586 nucleotides. Its product is annotated as putative expansin-B2. The transcript is spliced from 3 exons. NCBI's taxonomy places the organism in Eukaryota, Viridiplantae, Streptophyta, Magnoliopsida, Brassicales, Brassicaceae. The annotation marks the transcript as partial. Gene Ontology annotation, biological process: sexual reproduction. Gene Ontology annotation, cellular component: extracellular region. The record is from RefSeq and is a predicted model, not a curated record.
AGAGGAUGUGGUGCAUGUUAUCAGAUAAAAUGCACUUCGAACCAGGCGUGUUCGACGAAUCCUGUUACGGUAGUGAUUACAGACGAAUGUGGACAAGGAUGCCUCACAGAGUCGGUUCAUUUCGAUUUGAGCGGUACAGCGUUUGGUGCGAUGGCCGUUCCCGGUCACGAUAGCCAGCUUCGAAAUGCAGGAGUUUUGCAGAUUCUUUAUAGAAAAGUUGAGUGCAACUAUAAUGGCGAAACGGUGGUGUUUCAAGUGGACGGAGGUUCUAACGCCUACUACUUCGCGGCUUUGGUUGAGUAUGUAAACGGAGACGGUGAAAUAGGCCAAGUUGAACUCAAACAAGCGUUAGAUUCUGACACAUGGCUUCCGAUGAGCCACUCAUGGGGUGCGGUGUGGAAGCUUGAAGUUACAUCACCUUUGCGAGCUCCACUGUCUCUUCGGUUGACUUAUCUAGACUCCGGCGAGACCGUUGUGGCUUCUGAUGUUAUACCGGCCGGUUGGCAGCCCGGUGCAAAGUAUAAAUCGAACGUAAACUUCCAAGUCUAGCUAGCUUAAGGUUAUCUUACUCAGGAGUCACGAGUCG